AGCCGUAGGGCUGCAGUGACCACUCACUACCCGUCGUGCCCUGGGUUCUUGGGCUGGUGGUUUCAAGAGCUCCCCGGUUUCCAAACCGAGUUACUGUUGCUCUGACAUGGAGGAGGAGCUGGUCCUCUACAGCCUACUCCCCCCUCUGCUUCUCCAGCUUCUUUCAGCCUUGCCUAAGCAGGCUUGCUUGGCAAGCUGGGACAUGUCUGGUCCCCGAGGACCUUCCAUGGGUGAUGGCUGCAGUGUUGGAGGGGCAGAAGCCAGAGGAAACUGCAGCUGCUGCAGAGGAUGCUGCAAGACCCACAGUGCAGGCUGUGGAUUCCAGGCUCGGAGGAGCACCUUUUCUCCUGGCUGGGAACAAGUUGAACUUGGACUUACACCCAGGGGGCUGCCAUCGGCUGCAGUACCUGUGUUCCCAGCAGUCCCCACAGUUGCUGCAAGUGGAGUUUUUGCGGCUCAGCACCCACGAGGACCCUCAAUUGUUAGAUGACACCCUAGCCAAGGUUCCGUGGAGUCUCUUGCGCCUUCGCUCCCUGGUCCUCAAAGGUGGCCAGAGCAGGGGUGCCCUGGGUGCCUGCCUCCAUGGUACCCUGACCACUCUGCCUGCCGGCCUGAGUGACUUGGCCUGCCUGGCCCACCUAGACCUGAGCUUCAACAGGCUGGAGACACUGCCGAGCUGUGUCCUGGAACUGCGCAGUCUGGAUGCAUUGCUGCUUUCUCACAACUGUCUCUCAGAGCUGCCAGAGGCCUUGGGGGCACUGCCCACUCUCACCUUCCUCACUGUGACACACAACCGCCUAGAAAGACUGCCCCCAACUCUGGGGUCCCUGUCCACCCUUCAGCGUCUUGACCUCUCUGAGAACCUUCUAGACUCCGUACCCUCUGAGAUUGGAGACCUGAGCAGUCUCCGUGAGCUCAAUCUGGCCUCCAACCGGCUGCAAAAUCUCCCAGCUUCCCUUGCGGGGCUGCGGUCCCUGCAGCUCCUUGUUCUACACAGCAACCUCCUGACCUCGGUGCCCACUGGCUUGGCCCGCCUGCCACUGAUCACCCGACUUGACCUGAGGGACAACCAGCUCCGAGACCUGCCUGCUGAGCUACUAGACGCUCCCUUUGUGCGACUGCAGGGGAAUCCUCUGGGUGAGGCCUCUCCAGCGCCUCCAAGUCCCCCAGGUAUAUCCCAGAUUCCAGAAAUGCCCAGGCUAUUCCUGACCUCAGAUUUGGACAGCUUCCUUGUGACUCCCCAUGGCUGUUCUGUGACCCUGGCCUGUGGUGCCCGCCUACAGUUUCCAGCAGGAGCCACCACCACGCCCAUCACCAUCCACUAUCGAUUGUGGUUGCCCGAGCCAGGCCUGGUCUCUCUGGGACCUCAUGACUUCCUGCUUAGUGGUGUCCUGGAGCUGCAGCCUCAUGGGGUGGCUUUCCAGCAGGAUGUGAGCUUAUGGCUGCUCUUUGUCCCUCCACGAGUCCGUCGCUGUCGUGAGGUAGUUGUGAGGACUCGGAGUGACAACAUCUGGAAUGAUCUAGAGACCCAUCUGGAGGAAGAGGCACCCAAGAGGCUCUGGGCUCGCUGCCAGGUCCCCCACUUCUCCUGGUUCCUGGUCGUAUUACGCCCAGUAUCCAACACUUGCCUGUUGCCACCAGAGGGAGCACUUCUGUGUUCCUCAGGUCAUCCUGGGGUCAAAGUCACUUUUCCCCCUGGGGUCACAGAAGAGCCUCGGCAAGUCUCCAUGCAGGUAGUGCAUAUGGCCGGACUAGAGCUGAGAGCCCUUCUGGAAGAAUCCGAGGCAUCAGUAAGCCCCCUGCUGUGCCUUUCACAGAGCGGCCCCCCCAGCUUCCUACACCCUGUCACUGUGCAGCUGCCCUUGCCUCCUGGUGUUACAGGCUUCAGUCUAAACCGUUCCCACCUACAUCUGCUCCACCGAACACCCCUGACAACCACCUGGGAUGACAUCACCACUCAGGUGGCACUGGAAUUCACCCACCUAUAUGCACGCUUCCAGGUCACACACUUUUCCUGGUACUGGCUCUGGUAUACCACCAAAACCUGUGUGGGGGGCCUGGCCCGGAAGGCCUGGGAACGGCUGCGCCUGCACCGUGUGAACCUCAUUGCGCUGCAGAGGCGUCGAGACCCUGAGCAGGUCCUACUGCAGUGCCUGCCCCGGAGCAAGGUAGAUGCCACCUUGAGUCGGCUGCUGGAUCGCUACCGUGGCCCUGAACCCUCUGAGACUGUGGAGAUGUUUGAGGGUGAGAAGUUCUUUGCAGCCUUUGAGCGGGGCAUUGAUGUAGAUGCUGACCGUCCAGACUGUGUGGAUGGCAGAAUCUGCUUUGUCUUCUAUUCACACCUGAAGAAUGUAAAGGAGGUUUACAUUACCACAACCUUGGACCGGGAAGCUCAGGAUGUUCGAGGACAGGUGUCCUUUUAUCGGGGUUCACUUCCCGUGGAGGUGCCUGAAGAGGCUGAGGCUGCCCGGCAGAAGAAGGGCACAGACGCAUUGUGGAUGGCCACCUUGCCCAUCAAGUUACCGAGACUCCGGGGGGCCCAGGGCAGUGGCCAGGGGACUGACUUCUCCUUGAUGCCUCUGAACCUGGGUGAUGCGGAAACUGGAUUUCUGACGCAGAGCAACCUGCUGAGUGUGGCCUCACGUCUCGGUCCUGACUGGCCAGCCGUGGCCCUGCACCUAGGCAUGCCCUACCGUGAACUACAGCGUAUCCGGCAUGAAUUCAGGGAUGACCUGGAUGGACAGAUCCGCCACAUGCUCUUCUCUUGGGCUGAGCGCCAGACUGGACAGCCUGGAGCUGUGGGACACCUGGUACAGGCCUUGGAACAGAGUGACCGGCAGGAUGUAGCUGAAGAGGUGCGUGCCAUCUUGGAGCUUGGCCGCCACAAGUACCAGGACAGCAUUCGGCGCACAGGGCUGGCCCCUGAGGAUUCCACUCUGCCUGGCACCUCGACUUCACAGACUCCAGAGUCUGCAUAGGCCUAGGCUUACAGACUUAAGAUAGCCUUAAACUUGACUUGGCCAGUGGGCAGAGCCCUAUCCUUCUACCUCACCUGUGUGGUACAGUGCCCCAGCAUACAAAACCCCCUCACUGUCUAGCCCAGGCUAGCCUCCAACUUGCAGAGAGUGCACCUCAGAGAUUGUUUUACUUAAAGGAUAGAGAGCAGGUUACCUAAGUGAUCUGAAGCCUAGUCCCUGUGUAUGUCCAUACUUGCUACCAUGCCAGGCCCUCCUGCUAAGAUGGGGCAGAGAAGGCCUGGAGAGAUGACUCAACAACACUGGCCGCUCCUUCAGGGAACCCAUUUUCAGUUUCCACUACCUACCUGAUGGCUCAUGCCAGUCUGUAACUACAGUUCCGAAGGAUCAACACCUUUCUCUGGCCUCUAUAAGAUACCAGACAUGCAUGCAGGCAA
Arvicanthis niloticus (Nile rat) is the source of this 3412-nucleotide messenger RNA. RefSeq names its product p53-induced death domain protein 1 (gene Pidd1). The record is from RefSeq and is a predicted model, not a curated record. Gene Ontology annotation, molecular function: protein binding. Gene Ontology annotation, biological process: DNA damage response; apoptotic process; signal transduction. Gene Ontology annotation, cellular component: cytoplasm. NCBI's taxonomy places the organism in Eukaryota, Metazoa, Chordata, Mammalia, Rodentia, Muridae.